Phycodurus eques (leafy seadragon) is the source of this 3646-nucleotide messenger RNA. Its product is annotated as flotillin-2a. Gene Ontology annotation, cellular component: plasma membrane. The record is from RefSeq and is a predicted model, not a curated record. Lineage: Eukaryota; Metazoa; Chordata; Actinopteri; Syngnathiformes; Syngnathidae. The coding region runs from base 165 to 1454 and encodes 429 amino acids. The transcript has 11 exons. Gene Ontology annotation, biological process: protein localization to plasma membrane; regulation of myoblast differentiation.
GCCUCCCUGAUUAGCAUUGGCAAUCGAUGCGCGUGUGGGUGUGACUGGGAGCAGUUGAACGGAUGUUGUGAUGAAAUAAUUGCGAGGACGAGCGGGGAAAAGGGGGAAACCGUGUCGCACACAGAGCGCAGUUUGUGCCACGUAUUGAUUAUCAUUUGUUGAAAAUGGGAAACUGUCACACCGUCGGACCGAACGAGGCCCUCGUGGUUUCAGGUGGCUGCUGUGGUUCGGAUCAGAAAACGUAUGUCGUGGGAGGCUGGGCUUGGGCCUGGUGGCUCAUCUCGGACAUCCAGAGAAUGUCUCUGGAGGUUAUGACCAUCCUCUGUCGCUGUGAGAAUAUCGAAACCUCGGAGGGUGUUCCCCUGGAUGUGACUGGGGUGGCCCAGGUAAAGGUGAUGACAGAAAAUGAACUGCUCGGUUACGCCUGCGAGCAGUUCCUCGGGAAGUCGGUCAUUGAGAUCAAGAGCGUCAUCCUGCAGACCCUCGAAGGUCACCUGCGCGCUAUCCUCGGUACCUUAACGGUGGAGCAGAUUUACCAAGACAGGGACAAGUUUGCCUCUCUGGUCCGAGAAGUGGCGGCACCCGACGUCGGCCGCAUGGGCAUCGAGAUCCUCAGUUUCACGAUCAAGGACGUGUAUGACAAAGUGGAGUACUUAAGCUCACUGGGCAAAACACAGACGGCUGCAGUGCAGAGGGAUGCUGACAUUGGCGUGGCGGAGGCGGAGAGAGACGCCGGCAUCAGAGAAGCUGAGUGUAAGAAAGAAAUGAUGGAUGUUAAGUUCCUGGCAGACACGAAAAUGGCCGAUUCCAAGCGGGAGCUGGAAAUGCAGAGAGCUGCCUUCAACCAGGAAGUCAACACAAAGAAAGCAGAAGCUCAGCUGGCUUACGAGCUGCAAGCGGCCAAAGAACAGCAGAAGAUCCGUCUGGAGGAGAUCGAGAUCGAAGUGGUCCAGAGGAAGAAGCAAAUCACCAUUGAGGAGAAGGAGAUUGACCGAACUGAGAAGGAGCUGAUUGCCACUGUGAAGAGACCUGCUGAGGCUGAAGCUUACAAGAUGCAGCAGCUGGCUGAGGGACAGAAGAUCAAGAAGGUGCUGACAGCCCAGGCGGAGGCCGAGAAGAUUCGCUUGCUCGGCGAAGCGGAGGCCGGCUCCAUCGAAGCCGUCGGCAAAGCGGAGGCCGAGAAGAUGAGGCUGAAAGCCGAAGCCUACCAGCAGUACGGCGAGGCCGCCAAGACCGCUUUGGUUCUGGAGGCGCUGCCCGAGAUCGCCAGCAAGGUGGCUGCACCCUUGUCCCGGACCAGUGAGAUUGUGAUCCUGACCGGCGAAGGCAGCCGUGUGACAGGAGAGGUGAACCGUCUGUUAGCCGAACUCCCAGUUUCUAUCAACGCCCUCACCGGGGUGGACGUGACCAAGAUCCCACUGCUGCAGAAGAUGACCGGCCAGACAGCCAUCUGAUGAAUCUCAACCCCGUCGGACAUAAACAGUAUCUGCCUCAAGCAUGACAACACUUUCUCUAGCCUCUGACCCACUUAUGCAAACUGCCAGAAACACCAAAUGAGAUUUGAGACCAUUUUCAUGAUUUUACUUUCCAACAGAGAAAAAGAGAAGUUUUGCGGUUUUACCUACUUCCUGGUCAGCCGGGAUUUUAUGCUGCAGUCCCAUUCAAUUCAGCAAGCCAAACCAAAAGCAGACGCGUUGGUUGAAAGGAGGAAAAUGUCAGAGUAAAUGUAUUCUAAAUGGGUUAAGAGAGAAAAUGCUGAUUGCGCUGGAAAGAGUCCAAAAUUCAUUUAAUGUUGAAUCUGAGCUGGUUACAAUUGGCUGCCGUAUAUUUCCUGUUUCUCUACCUCCAAGAGAACUAGAUAAUCCGCUGUUACACUCACCCAGUCUUCACCCCCCCCCCCCCUCUCGUGACUGAAAUAUGGCUUGCAUCAACAGCAUAUUGCCGUACAAGGAUUGUACGAGUAGAACCACUAUUAGCUCAUCGUCACCACUCAAGUGCCCAAAAACGUUUUCGGACAGAACUUCAGCCUCGCUGUGUCAUCCAGAUCCCCUGCCGUCUUGUCACAUCUGCCUUUUUAUUAACACACACAAAUGUUGUUUUAACACCAAGCCAUGUUCAGGAAGGGUCGCCUUAAGUGAGGCCUGGACACACGCCAGGCUCACGCAUCGCUCGCGUAGUUCGUCACAUAGCAUGUGGUAGAUGCUCAGGGCCGUUCCCCCGACUCAAAAUGUUGUCCCUGCCCCCCUCCCCCCUCCCUCUACAAAUUCUCCUGUGCAAAAUAAAUGCGAGUAAACACAUUUUUUUGGACUUUAUUAUCACAGGAAUGUUUACACAGUACCGCUGUGUUCUGUUUUUUUUAACUGAUGAAAAUGAAAAUAGUGCUUAGUUUGUUGUCAUGAAAAACAAACCUUUUACUAACACUAACUAACAAGUGCUGCAUGUGUAACCUCCUCUUGACAAACCUGUGACACACACUAUUUUACUGUAAAGGGAAGUCAAAAUGACUCCAUCAGUCCUGUCGGCACCUUGGUGUUCUGUUAUUUUUGAAACGAAAAUGAAAUGGAACCGUUCACUUGUAUAUGUCACCCAAAUGGUGAACCCCCUGAUGUUGUGUGUUCAAAUCAAAAUACAGUGAACCCCGUCAAUUCACGGGGGAUAACGAUCGAGGCCGACCUCAAAUGGCAAAGAGUAAUUGACUUUUGAAUUGCCUACAGAUGCCACGAGAUGUUGACUGAAGACUCAUUUUGUCUAAAUAAAGCUCCUCAACUCACUUCAAAUUGUUUCCUUGGCACAAAAGAUGCCACCAGGUGGAGUGUAAACACAGCAAAUAGGUGAGUCUUUCCAGUAAAUAAUGGUUAGGCUCAAAAUCAAAAUAAAUAAAUAAAGAAUAACAAUUCUCCAAAAGGGCAAGUUUGUGAAUGCCAAACUGCGAAUAUGCAAGGGGUUCGCUGUAUGUGACGAAAGAGGUGCUGUCAUUGUAACCGACCUUGGUCGCACAUAUUUUAUCAAGCUGGCUGUUAGCUUAGAAGUGGGGUGUAUUGUUUGUAACACGUUUUGUACACAGUGCCUUUGUCAAAGAAGAGCUCAUGACUGCGCUGUGCCUAUUUCAAUCAUACACACGCGUGUCGAGCUGCUGUUCAUUUCCGCAUUCUACGCUACGCGUUGUUCAUUGUAACCUGUCGAUGUGAACGUUGUACAUGCAUCCCCGUCGGAUUUAUUCGUGUAUUUUAUAACAUUCGGUGGUAACGACAUACAUGGGAACACAGAACUGUGUAGCUGCAGGAUUUCGACUAAAAUGUUGCUUUUUUUGUGUUGUUGUUCAUAUCAGCACCUGUUUGUAUUUCAUUACUUUUGGCUGGUAUAUUUGGUGCCAAACUAUUGCAGCUGUGUUACUCCAAGUAUCAUUUUGGAGACCACGUGGAUGAAGACCAAACUUUGGACCCAUGCCUUAAAAUCAUCUUUCAUUUUUAUGUCAUCGAAGACAAAACAUCUCUGUUCUUACCAAUAUUUCAAUUUACGCUUCUCCCAUCUGAUGUUUUGACAAACUGAUCCAGCAUGGCAUUUGAAGCACGUGUUCAUGUUACUCUUGUCGUGUGCCAUCCUCUAAUAAAAAAAAUAUAUAUAUAUAUCGAUAUAUAUACCACAA